Molecule: messenger RNA, 1498 nt
Organism: Coprinopsis cinerea okayama7#130
Lineage: Eukaryota; Fungi; Basidiomycota; Agaricomycetes; Agaricales; Psathyrellaceae
Product: methionine adenosyltransferase
Exons: 6
Coding region: 34-1221 (395 amino acids)
Biological process (GO): S-adenosylmethionine biosynthetic process
Cellular component (GO): cytosol
Molecular function (GO): methionine adenosyltransferase activity; ATP binding
Source: RefSeq, a predicted model, not a curated record
CAUACCAGCUCAGCAGUCAGUCUAAAGUUCGAAAUGGCCAACGGAAGCGCUGCCCCCACCGUCCACGCUGCUCUGGCCCCUGGUCACUUCUUGUUCACCUCUGAAUCGGUCGGCGAAGGCCACCCCGAUAAAAUCUGUGACCAGGUCUCCGACGCCAUUCUCGAUGCCUGCCUUGCUGAGGAUCCUUGGUCCAAGGUCGCCUGCGAGACCGCCUCCAAGACUGGUAUGAUCAUGGUCUUCGGUGAAAUCACCACCAAGGCCAAGCUCGAUUACCAAAAGGUCAUCCGUGAGACCAUCAAGAAGAUUGGUUAUGAUGACUCCUCCAAGGGUUUUGACUACAAGACCUGCAACAUCCUCGUCGCCAUCGAGCAACAGUCCCCCGACAUUGCCCAGGGCUUGGACCAUGGGUCUCUCGAGAACCAUGGUGCUGGUGACCAGGGUAUCAUGUUCGGUUAUGCCACUGAUGAAACUGAGGAAUACAUGCCACUGACCAUCGUCCUGGCCCACAAGCUUAACAAGGCCAUGGCUGAUGCUCGCCGCAGCGGAGAGCUCGGCUGGCUCCGACCUGACUCCAAGACCCAGGUCACCAUCGAGUACAAGAAGGAGGGUGGUGCUACCAUCCCUCUUCGCGUCGACACCGUCGUCAUCUCCACCCAACACGCUGAGGAGAUCACCACCGAGGAGCUCCGCAAGGAAAUCCACGAGAAGAUCAUCAAGCGCGUUAUCCCUGCCAACCUCUUGGAUGACCGAACCAUCUACCACAUCCAGCCCUCUGGCCGCUUCGUCAUCGGUGGUCCUCAAGGUGAUGCUGGUUUGACUGGCCGAAAGAUCAUCGUCGACACCUACGGCGGUUGGGGUGCCCACGGUGGAGGUGCUUUCUCCGGAAAGGACUUCUCCAAGGUCGAUCGCUCCGCUGCCUACACUGCUCGAUGGAUCGCCAAGUCCCUCGUCGCUGCUGGCCUUGCUCGCCGCAUUCUUGUUCAACUCUCCUAUGCUAUCGGUGUUGCUGAGCCCCUCUCCGUCUACGUCGACACCUACGGUACCGGCAAAAAGACUGACGCCGAGCUCGUCGAAAUUAUCAACAAGAACUGGGAUCUCCGACCUGGUGUCAUUGUCAAGGAGCUCAGCUUGCAGAAGCCCCAGUACCUCCAGACCGCCUCUUACGGCCACUUUGGCAACCCCGACUACUCUUGGGAGAAGCCUAAGCAGCUCAAGCUCUGAGCAACCACAUCAACUGUUACGCGGACCAAUAAUUGGUGCUUGGCGUUGUAUCUCAUUGUUUUGUAGCAUAGGAAGUUCAUCCUUCCUCCCUUGAUCUCAUUGCAUUUUUUUAUUAAUUUUCAGAUACCACCACCUUCAUUCGUCGCCGUCUGUGCAUCUUUAUCCGGGCUCACGUUAUCCAUACCGUAUGGAUUGUAGAAUAUCAUCCUCACCCUAUCGCUGUCAUCUAGAAGUAGUAAUGUGUAUGUAGAAACAGAAUGGAAACAGGCGUUCAACC